CCACCUCCCUCGCUUCUUUUGUCUGCUUCUGUGAGCUCAGCUCACACCAUUACCAUUUUCCUCUCUCUCUCUCUUCCUUUGUCGUCUCGCUCGAGGCGAGCACCAAUGGCGAGGCCGCUGCUGCAGCUGCACCUUCCCCUCCUCCUCCUCCUCCUCCUCUUCCUCCUCCGUACGUCGCAGCGCUGUCGCUUCCUCCUCCCCCUGCCAAUGUAGCUCUCCCCUCAGAUUCCUCUCUCUCUCUCUCUCUAACGCCGUUCCAGCUGCCUUCAGCUCCGUUCCAGCUGCCCCCCGAUCCGUCCGCGCCUCCCGCGGGCAAUGCUGCAUUCCCCGCUGCUCUCCUUCGCUUCUUCCCUUCGGUGCGAAUCUUGGGUCGGGCCCGGAUUUUGAAUCUGGCGAGUGUUUCCGGGGGCUCGCGCUGACUGGUCCUCGAGCUGCAUUUGGCUGCUGCUGCUGCUGCUGCUGCGUGCUUGGCUCGCGCGUGCCGAGAUUUGAUUUUUCGCUUGCUGGGUUCUGUUGCUUGUUGCGGGCUUCGACGUUGGGACAGGUAACGGAAGGGGAAGACGCUGCCGUUCAUCAUCAGACAUUCUCGGGAUAUCAUGAAAGAUUCUGGUAACUGAGUCGGAAAAAGGACCAUUCGCAUUAGCUAAUAUUUUAUAGGUAUAAUCAACAUGGAGCAAUACGAGAUCCUAGAGCAAAUCGGCAAAGGGGCUUUUGGUUCCGCUCUUCUCGUGAGGCAUAAACAUGAAAAAAAGAAGUAUGUGUUGAAAAAGAUUCGUCUUGCUCGGCAAACUGAUAGGACCCGUAGAUCCGCACAUCAGGAGAUGGAGCUUAUUUCUAGAAUGCGGAAUCCAUUUAUUGUUGAGUAUAAAGAUUCAUGGGUGGAGAAGGGUUGCUACGUCUGCAUAAUAUUAGGUUACUGUGAAGGAGGAGAUAUGGCUGAAGCUAUCAAAAAGGCUAAUGGCAUGCUUUUCUCUGAAGAGAAAUUAUGUAAGUGGCUAGUGCAGCUUCUCAUGGCGCUUGACUACUUACACAUGAAGCACAUCCUCCAUAGAGAUGUCAAGUGCUCCAAUAUAUUCUUGACAAGAGACCAGGAUAUACGCCUAGGUGAUUUUGGACUUGCCAAAAUGCUUACUUCUGAUGAUCUUGCUUCCUCGGUCGUGGGAACUCCCAGCUACAUGUGUCCAGAGCUACUUGCUGAUAUUCCUUACGGUUCAAAAUCCGAUAUUUGGUCUCUCGGAUGCUGCAUGUAUGAAAUGACUGCACAUAAGCCUGCAUUUAAAGCAUUCGAUAUGCAAGCACUGAUAAACAAAAUCAACAAGUCCAUAGUGUCUCCACUUCCCACAAAGUAUUCUGGGGCAUUCCGGAGUCUUAUCAAAAGCAUGCUACGGAAAAAUCCAGAACUCAGGCCAAGUGCUGCUGAACUGCUUGGUAACCGACAUCUUCAGCCUUAUGUUCUCAAAGUACAAAUGAAAAUGAAUAGCCCCAGACGCAAUACAUUGCCUGCCCAGUGGCCAGAAGAUGCUCGGGCUUACAGGAAAUACCGGUACUCGUCCAGCAAUAAUAGGGCCUUGAAUCCAAGUAUAUCUGGUGCCGAGCAUGAUUCUGUUUGUUCCACUGAAGGAAGAUAUGUUCCUAGUUAUUUAAAUGAGGAAUUCGAAGAACUGUCAGUUGCAAGCACACAAAGCACAGUGAUUUGCAAGCCAAUUUAUUCAAAAGCAUUUAGUAUCGUCAAAAACCCAAAAAUAAGUCCUGCAAAAGCUUCUGCCACUCCGAAAAGACGAACAGAACCACUGAAGAAGCGUGAAUCACUUCCUGUUUCACGUGCUCUGAAGAAUCCUGGCCCUGCAGCUCGCAGAGCAUCUUUCCCGCUGCCCAGUGAUAAUAUUCUCCACCAUCUGAAGUCUCCUGAUGUAUCCGUCAACUCACCACGGAUAGACAAGAUAGCUGAAUUUCCACUAUCUUCAUGUGAAGAACCCUUCUUACCUAUUCAGAGAACUUCUGCUAAAGGUUCCUCUGGCUCCCCGCAUUAUGGAGACAAAUCAAUAAUGAAGGACAAAUGCAUGGUUCAGAUUUGCAACAAAUCUUCUGGAAAGCCUGCUUAUUCUGAUCUCUGGCAGGGGAUUCAGAGAAGUAUGUUUCAGGUUGAGAGGGAGGAUGGAAGUGACUCUUCUAACCAAAAUGCAACUGCAGGGGCAUCAAGCCGCACUUCGUCCGAUUCACGGCAGCGCCGGUUUGACAUGUCAUCAUACCAGCAAAGAGCCGAGGCUUUGGAAGGGCUGCUUGAGUUUAGUGCAAGGUUGUUGCAGCAGGCAAGGUACGACGAGCUUAAUGUGCUUCUCAAGCCAUUCGGGCCUGGAAAAGUUUCCCCUAGGGAAACUGCCAUUUGGAUAACCAAGAGCUUCAAGGAGAAUACUUCGAAGCCAGAAGAGUAGUUCAAUAGAACCGAUGCCACGUGUAACAUAAUUGUUAGUCGUAGUUGAUCAGAGUGGGAUCGUAGAAGCUUGUCAACGGGGAUGGAUACGGGAGGCACUAGGCACUCUAGGCAGACUAAAUGAGUAUUUAGGUUAGAAUUCUGGGCACUUACAGUUUUGCCACUCCAUUUUAUGACCUUCCACUCGGUAUUGUCUGCAUCAAUUGUUCAAAUCUAAGCUGACAGUACAGUGACAUUAGUUCCAUCGUAGUGUACGUAUUGAAUACUGGCUAGGAUAAAUCUUUGCAGAUAUGAC
Molecule: messenger RNA, 2726 nt
Organism: Eucalyptus grandis
Lineage: Eukaryota; Viridiplantae; Streptophyta; Magnoliopsida; Myrtales; Myrtaceae
Product: serine/threonine-protein kinase Nek2
Exons: 16
Coding region: 669-2432 (587 amino acids)
Biological process (GO): protein phosphorylation
Molecular function (GO): protein kinase activity; ATP binding
Source: RefSeq, a predicted model, not a curated record